AUGCCUUCUUCUACAACGGACACGCUACGCUCGUGCCUGGCAUACACGCCCGAGCCACUCAAUUUCGGGACCAGCGGUCGUCGGGGCUUGGUGGUCCACUUGACUCAGCUCGAAAUAUACACGAAUGUCCGGGCUGAAAUUCGUUACCUUCAAUCUCUCGAUCCCUCCGAAGGUGGCAUUCGUGCCGGUGACGAUUUCUACUAUGCGCAUGAUCUCCGGCCCAGUUCUACCGGGAUACAGAAUGGUCGUGGCGGCCUCUGCGAUGCAGUCAGGAAGGCUGUAGAGGACGGCGGCAUGCAUCCCAUUAAUCUCGGCGCCAUCCCGACACCUGCACUGACCUAUUUUGCGCUGAAGCACGGCAAGGGUAGUAUUAUGGUCACGGGCAGUCACAUACCCUUCGACCGCAAUGGCUACAAGCUGAAUACUUCGAAAGGCGAGCUGUUGAAAAAGGACGAGCAGCCCAUUAACAACGCCGUCGCAAUCACCCGUGAAGAACUCCUGAACCAACCCUACGCCGAGUCGCUUUUUGACAAUCAGGGUAUGUUCCGCAACGGCUAUACUGAUAGCCUACCGGUUCUGCCCGAAGGCAAGACGACCUACCUCCGGCGCUACCUGGAUUUCUUCGAGGGCCAAACACUCGAAGGCAUGAAGCUCCUUGUCUACCAGCAUUCCGCUGUUGGCCGAGAUCUUGUGGUUGAAUUGCUACAGCUACUCGGUGCGCAAGUCACUCCUAUCGGUCGCAGCGAAACCUUCGUGCCGAUUGAUACAGAAGCCAUCGAUGAUGCCCAGCUUAGCACCAUCUCGAAUCUGUGCAGCAACGCCGGUCAAGCAUUUGACGCGGUACUGUCGACUGACGGUGACAGCGAUCGUCCACUUCUCCUCGCACCGGAGGGAGAGACACUCCGCUUCUUUAGCGGUGACCUGCUAGGCAUGAUUGUUGCCGACUACCUGCAUGCGGACGCCGUUGUCGUCCCAAUCAGUACCAACGAUGGCAUUGACCGUGGUCCUCUAGCCCACAUGACGGAGCCGAAGACGAAGAUUGGCAGUCCCUAUGUCAUCGCCGGUAUGCAGAAUGCUGUUGCUAAACAACGUCAAACUAUCUGCGGAUGGGAAGCCAAUGGUGGAUUUCUCACUGGAUCCGAUAUCGAACGGAACGGCAAGAUUCUCCACGCCCUUCCUACGCGCGACGCAGUUCUCCCUCUCCUCUGUGCUUUGUUUGCGGCACGUACCAAGCAAGUCACGUUGCCCGAACUUUUUAGCACGCUGCCUGGCCGUCACAGCCGCGCCGCGGUGAUUCGCAAUUUCCCUCGUCCGACGAGUAUGAAAAUCAUUGGGCGCUAUUCACCCUCUGAAGCCACCAUGCGGGAUAUCUUCUACAAGGCCGACGCCAUCAUCGCCCACGAUCCCGACAACGUCGCGUUGCAAGUAUCGGAGGCUCAGGCCCAACAACUUGAUAAGGUCCGCCGCGAAUUGGAGAAUGUAUUUUCUCCUGAGGCUGGUUUCCUUCAAUCUCCCGAAUCAACUACACCGACGGCGUCCGCAUUAUCUUUGCGAAUGGUGAUGUCGCUCAUAUCCGUCCGUCUGGCAACGCAGAUGAGCUUCGCAUCUAUUCGGUCUCUGAUACUCAGGAGCGUGUCGAAGCCAUCAUCCGCCUGGGAAUUGCGGAGCCGGAUGGUCUUCUUAGACGUUUGGAACGCACAGUUUAAGUCACUGAUAGACUUCUUACGAUCAUGA
Messenger RNA from Penicillium macrosclerotiorum, 1734 nucleotides. RefSeq lists its product as uncharacterized. Lineage: Eukaryota; Fungi; Ascomycota; Eurotiomycetes; Eurotiales; Aspergillaceae. The coding region runs from base 1 to 1734 and encodes 577 amino acids. Gene Ontology annotation, biological process: carbohydrate metabolic process. Gene Ontology annotation, molecular function: magnesium ion binding; phosphomannomutase activity. The record is from RefSeq and is a predicted model, not a curated record. The transcript has a single exon.